Molecule: messenger RNA, 8244 nt
Organism: Gopherus flavomarginatus (Mexican gopher tortoise)
Lineage: Eukaryota; Metazoa; Chordata; Testudines; Testudinidae
Gene: CARD19
Product: caspase recruitment domain family member 19
Exons: 6
Coding region: 121-672 (183 amino acids)
Biological process (GO): regulation of apoptotic process
Cellular component (GO): mitochondrion
Source: RefSeq, a predicted model, not a curated record
CUGCUUGUCGGAGGAGGACGGGCCUGUUAGCGUACGGAGGGGAGGGACUGGCGGCUGCGGCUGCAAAACAAGGAAGUCUCCACGCAUUGCCCCGGCCGGGAUCCCCAAACUGCCGCCAUCAUGCCAGAUCCGUCUUACCGUGAUCGGCUGAGGCAGGACAUGUACUUUCUCACGAGAAAUGGCAGACUGAGCGAGCACCUGGUUGAUAAAAUUAUUCUUCAGCUAAACAGAGUUUAUCCGCAAAUUCUCACCAAUAAAGAAGCAGAAAAGUUCAGAAAUCCAAAGGCAUUGCUUCAUAUUCGGUUGUCAGAUCUUAUAAGCCACCUACAAAAGAAAGGAGACAAACACUGUCAAGAAUUUUACAGGGCUUUACAGAUCAAUGCCGAACAACUGUAUAAUGACUUGCCAAGCAGGAAAAUCCUGAAAACCUCAGCUUCCACAGGGAUAGACACAGACAAGGAGAACUAUUUUCUAACUGACAGGGAUCCCAUGUUCUUCCUUGCUUGCUUUAGUGUUGCUGCAGGAUUAGCAUUGUUCAUGUACUGCUGGAACCCAGAUCCAAAAGUUAUAGGAGGAGCCAAGAAAAUAUUGGGAUUUUCUCCUAUUAUCAUAGGAAGACAUGUUAGAAAUAUUUGUAUGGUAUACAUGGAAGAUACAUCAAGGAAAAAUUAAGGAAAAGCUGCUUCUUCAGUCUUCUGUACUGUGUACCUGCCAAUGGAAAAACAAAUAUAUAUACAGACACUAUAUAUUAUACCAAAGAUGUAGUUAACGGCUUUAGCAGUAAAUGUACUGCUUCAAGGUGCUUUCAAAUGGUCAACUCUAUAUGAACUUAUGGAAAUGGAUCAUUUAUUUUUGUAAAUGCUUCUUUUAAAAUAUUUAUCAUUUGGGUAUGAAGGUUUUUAAUAUACACCUUAAAAGGAUAUCCUAAGCGAUUAUAGUUCUUAAGCCAUGUUUUGUAUUCGUGUUUUUUAUUGGUGUAGAGGAACACAGCAGUUUAAAGGAUGUAAUUCUCUCUCUUUUUACUGAUUCAUUUAAGAAUGACACUUAAAAAAACCAAAGCAUUACUAAGAAAUGGACCUGAUCUUUUGUGUCAGGAUUGUCCAUUCCCAUCUGUAUUCUUUAUACUACAUGAGUACAUGGGCACUGUCCCCACAAGGCUUAUCACUAGCUGGUUCAGUUUGUGUGUAUUCAGAACUUUGCAAGGUUUCCUGACUGCCAUGCUCUGGAAACUGUCUGUUAUCAUUGUUAUAUUGAGCAAGGGUAGGCUUCAAACAAUGACACUUUGACUCUGUGGGAUGACAGAACUAUCAAGCUUUUGAAGUACCAAGUAGGUUUUUCAGAUUUACAUAAUUCUUUCCUUUCCAGGGAAGUUUGUUUAGUUUUGGUAUAGCCAGGAAAACUGAAAUAGUCCAGCAUAUUUGACAGGGACUUCAGAAAUAAUAAUCAAAGCUGCAUGACAUGUUUUUGUUUAUGGCUGAAAAUAUAUAUUUUAACAUGAAAUACUGUAAGAUUUUCUAAGGUGGCUUGAUCACAUAUUGUUUCUUCUGUGGGUAAAAUCUUGAAAAACUUGCACAAGUCUUUCUUAACACAUCAAAAGUUGGUGUCAGGCUAAAGCAUGUGUGGGAAGUACAGGGAGACAGGACUGAAAAUAAGAUUUGAGGGGGAGGUUGUUUGUUUGUUUUUGCAUUUUGGGCCCAAUCCUGCACUCACUGAUGUCUGUAGGAGUCUUCUUUCCUCCUGCUCCUACUUCCCGCCUGGGGUCUUUCUGUUCCUGAACCUGACUACAAGUAGUGACGGCUACAGUGGGUGGGUUCUCUUAUGACCUACUCCAGAGUACAAAAGAAACUAGGGAGAUCCUUCCCCAAACUGCUUGGUAGGGCGAUCUCUUCACUGGCUCCACCUUCAUGGGAAUGUUUUGCCCAUCAAUUUUAACUUAACAGCCAUUCCUUGAUAUUCCUUUGUAUCCCCAUGGACACAGUUAAUCAUAGUAACAGGUAUUGGCUUUGUGUGUUUCUGAUUCUAGAGUCUUUCAAGAUUCACUCUCAAGUACCCCAGUCUUAGGGCUUGUCUACACAGGAAAGUUAUACCAAUAUAAGCUAAGGUGUGGAUUUAAAUCACUAUAGUUAUGCCGGUAUAACUCCCAGGGUAGAAUAAGAGUGGGAUUUUUGGGUUUAUGGGAGUUUAUGUCCCGUUAGAAAGGGAUGAAGCUAAUUUAAAUUUAAAUUUAAAAAAAAACCCUCACGUUCUGAAAUAAGUCUCCCCAGGGGGAAUUGUACUGGUAUAACUAUGGCGGUUUAACUAUACUGGUAUAAUUAUACCAAUAUAAUUGGUAAAAGGUCCUGUGUAGACAAACUCCUAACUGUGAAAUUUCCCACCCCCAGAGAACAGAUUUCUAGGACUACCUCUGGACUAUGGUUGCAUCUUAGGGCAAAACCUAUAUGCACGUCCUGUUUCACCACAUUUGUAGCAGUCUCUGCCCAGUCCCAUCUUUCUGAAAAAUGGGACAAGUCUCAGACCCCCUGCCCUUACGGCCACCCAUAUGGUGGGGCUCAUUCUUUCCAAUGUGGUAAUAUAAGGUUCUGUAUUUUCUCCUGGCAUCAGUUGUGUCAUCUCAGGGCCUUUCCACACUGGAAUCUGCUAGGACUCCAUCUCUUUAAGAGUCUUGAACAUUGCAGCCCUUUCUUCAUGUGGCUAGGCCCUCCCUGUUCCGUUGAUCUUCCUGAAAUCUCUGGAACUUGUCAGCCUGUGGAGUGUCACCUAUCUGCUGCCUCCCUUCUGUCCCAGCCCACUGAACAGCAAGCCACUUUAGUAUUGCCCUUGGUCAGGUGGGUCACUGAACAAUCUUGUCUCUGGUUUAGCAGCUGCCACUAGAGGAUUCAGGGUUUAUACUUCAUCCCAAUCCUUAACUUCUGGUCUGUAGCUAAGGGUGGACAGACAAGAUCCGUGGUCAAGCUCCUUCAGCACCCCCAGCACGCAUCUCUUCUGACAUCUUGAUGGGUAAAUGUCCCCACCACCACCCAAAGAGUAGUAAGAAGUUGUACAAAGGUCCUAGGCUGUUUAGUUUUUGACAGUAAUCUCCAAUGCUUUGAUUUAUACCUUCCCCUUAUCUAAUGCAAAGUGGACUUUUUCCCAUUUAGAACCUAAGUGACAUCCCAGGCAUGACCCCCUAUGGCAAAGGGCCUGGAUGAAUGGGUUGGCUUAUAUAACACUACUGUUCCAGUCAAUCAGCUUGGGAGGGGAAAAAGGCUGGAGCAGCAAUAACCAACUAACUAACCAAUCAAAACACAUCCCAGGGGUUGUCAACAUUAACAGUUUGAUUAGGCAGGUCUUAGUUAGCAUCUACUGGCUAGUUCUUCACCACCCCCGCCCCACCUCCUUACUGACUGUGUGAUCGCCUCUUCCUACCAUUUGAACAGUUUCCUGUGGCCUUACUGGGCUCAACUGGUGCAGUCCUUAGUGUCCUCUUGUAAACAAUACUGGUUCCCUGGUGUGGGGGUAUUUGGGCUGUAAUCUCCCAAACCUAUAAACUAAACCCUGAAGGAAGAGGGGGAAAAAGCCACCCAGUAGAAACCUGGCAGCCUCUUCAGGUGUUUGACUAUCCUGUCACAUACACCAGUCAACAUUCAUGGGCCCUGCGUGCCCACCGAUGGCUAUGGCCCUGAUCCAGCAAGGGCUGUAAGCAUGGGCCUAGCCUUAAUCAUGUGAGUAGUUCCACUGAUGCCAAUGAGAUUACUCGUGUGUUUAAGUGCCUUCCUGAGUUGGGGCUUUUACCAGAAAAUCUGUAAUUUUUUCCCAGUAUCUGAGUUUCAGAGCCCCCUAAGAAGGUAGUAAUGACAGGAUAGUUUAUACCUAAGAAUUCAUCGGACUCUUCAGUCUGAUCAUCUUACUCCAAAGAGAACAGCCUGCAUUAUCCUCUUAGAAACAACUGAUCUUGUAAUACAUUGUUUCCUUCCGAGACAAAUUUCAGGAGAGGCAAUAGCAGGCCUGGGGAGGAGAGGAGGACACAGAACCAGAUUUCUGAAUAACAGACCCCCUUUGGCACCCUCAAAAUAUUUGUGUCCAAUUGAGGAAGGGCUAAAAUAGGCCCCAAAGGGGCCCCAUUUCUCCCCAUACUGAUGUCAGUGGGAGUUUUUCCGUUGCAGUGGAUGGGAACAAAAGCCAGCCCUAACUAGACAGCAUUGUUUGUCUAUUACACUUCAAAAACUCUGUAUUUUCAGUGGUGUAACUACCUUAACUUCACCAAAGGAGCUCCUCAUUUACAUACACAUACAGCAAGGUCAGGAGUGGGUCACAGGACUAUUUAAAUAUAUAACAUAAGAUGGACAUGAAUAAAGAUUCUGUGUAAAUGAAAUAACAUCAUCUGCCCUUACCCGGCAGAGCAGUAUGUUUAGAUGUUUUUUCUUCCAUCUGCCCUAUUGUCUCUCAUGUCUAUUUUGAUCUAAUAGCCACAAGGUCAGGAAAUCUUAUUAUAGGAAAAACUUUGUGUUUGCAGCAUUUCCUGUAGAAUUGCCAUGAUAAUGUCGUCAGUGAGCACAACCCACAGCUCCGCAGCCAGAGCUGCACACUGAUCCAGCGUUGUUCCUACCUCUAAGUUGGAAAGUGCUUUAAUUAUAUUCUGUUCUUCCUGUGUCUUGCCCUGUAGUUAACGUCAGAGCGAUUUUUUUCCCAGCACACUAUCUCUAAUUUAUAUUCAAAUGUGACUCUCCAUAUGCUGCUUAAAUCCAGCAGUGGCUCCUCUCUAAAGAAACUGAAAUAAAAUGCUUCUGAAAUGCAGAAGGGUUUUAAAUCUUCAUGCCAAAACUGUAUUGGAAACCUCAUUAGAGUGAGAUGAUUUCUGUUUAUAGCAAAAGCACUGUACAAAAUAGGGUCCUCUCAGACAGCCACAUCUCAUUUUAAUGCAAAUACAACAGCCAUGUUACUAGUAAGCAGCUUCUCUGUGUCUGGAUUAUCCAACCUAGUGUUCCCUGGACAAAAACCUUUAAAUUGGGAUUUGGUAUGAGUUAUUGUUAAAAUCCUACAGAAAGAAUUAGCAUCUCAUAUGCUUUGAAGGCCAGAUUCUGCCACACUGGUAGAGUACUUUACCAGCAAUCCCGCUGAAAUACCCAUGGAGUACUCAAUGUAAGCGUGGCAGAAUCCGCUCCUGAUAGGGGAUAGGGCCUGGAACCUCAAAGCUAUUUAGGUGCUUAACUCCUAUUAAAAUUAGUGGGAGGUAGGUGCCUAAAUAGCGUUGAGGAUUUGGGCUUGCGUUCUUUAAAGAAAAUGGCUUUGAUCAUCCUUUGCAAUCAUGACGGAUUGACAUAUUUACUAAUGGCUAAGGUUGUAGUCUUUCCCUUUUUGAGAUCUACUGAGAUGAGGUUACUUGUCAGAAAUAAAAUCUCCUGGGAAGGACAACCAUUAGAUUCCCAGCUACUAGGUCUGGAGACAUGCACUCUGGAGCAGGAUUUGGCUGUAAAUCUUAACACAGAAGGUAAAAUUUUUCUUAUGCUUCUGUUUUCAUGACAAACUUAUUUUUGGUCCGAUAUGGUCAGCUGAAGAACCCCAAGAGUAAAUAAGAGAAAACUACUUGUUCUGUGUCUGCUGUUUCUUGCAUUACUUGUAAAUGGAAACUGAUGGUUACUUUGUAUGGAUAAAUGUAAUUUUUACACAGUGCAUUGCACAAUUACUAUAUGCAGUGUCGUAGCUGGGUUGUAGAGACACAAGGUGGCUGAGGUAAUAUCUUUUAUUGAACCAAAUUCUGUUGGAAGUUUGUCUCGCUCCCCAACAGGCGUCGGUCCAAUGAAAGUUAUUACCUUACCCACCUUGUCUCUCUUGCACAAUUACUGUACUAGGUUUUCUCCGACCACCACCCCACCUUUCUGCUUCCCAUAAAGAGAGUUUGAGGAAACAGAGCGACAGCAAUAGAUUUCUUGUAGUUUUCUCAGUCUGGAACAGAAGGUUCCACAUAAUUUUGUAACUUUAAAGGGAUGGAGUCCUUUUCUUAAACAGUUCUUCAUUCAGGAAUGGAUACCAAGCAAUAGCUCACUUCUUUGUGCAUUGUGUUUGUAUAGCAAACACACAGCAUAUGUCGGUUUUUCCAUGCCCAGUGCCAUAGGAAGUGGAUAGGCUAGCCCUUUGGAAGUCAUGAAUUCUGUGGUGUCCUUCCACAGAAGGGAAAUUUAGGUUGGAUAUUAGGAAAAACUUUCCAACUAGAACUUUCUAACAGUAAGGAUAGUUAAGUACUGAAACAGAUUAAUAGUGGAUGUGUGGAAUCCCCGUAAUUGGAGGUUCUUAAGAAUUGGUUAGACAAACACCUAUAAGGGCUGAUCUAUGUAUUCUUAAUCCUGCCUCAGUCUGGAGUGAUGCACUAGAUCUGUGUUUCUCAAAUUUAUUUGAUUGCUCCUCCAUUCUUUGUGUCUGUAAUGUAUGCCUCCCCUACAGGGCACUCGGCCAGCAGUCACCACUCUCCUGCAGCCCAGCUCCAAACGCAAAGCAGAGAGCAGUGGCUGCUGGCUGGACUCCCAGCUCUGAAGGCAGUGCUGCCGCCAGCAGCAGAGAAGUAAGGGUGGCAUGGGAUGGCACUGCCACCCUUACUUCCGUGCUGCUUCUGCUGACGGCGCUGCUCUCAGCAGCCACCACUCUCCAGCCACCCAGCUCUAAAUGGGCACAGUACGUUUUUUUUUCCUUAAAGCAUCUCAUACUCCCCAGAAUACUUUCCACCCCCGCCCAUAGGAGUGUAUCCCCCCAUUUGAGAACCUCUCGACCAGAUGACCUCUUGAGCCCUACAUUUCUCUAAUUCUAUUAUUAUUGUUUUACUUGGCAUCAAUCAAGUUAUGUUUUGGAUCACUCCAUCUAUUUGGAGAUCGCCAAAUCCCCCUUCAAACCCAGAAUAAACUGCCUGCCAUUAAUGACUCAAACUGACACAUUUAGGCCCUAUUCCUGCAAGGAUUUGCACACAUGCUUAACAUUCUGCAUAAGGGGGAUAGUCCCACCUGUGUAAACUUAAGCAGUGGUUAAGUGCUCGCUGGAUCAAAGCUUACUUUCUAAAUUAUAGUGGGUUAUUACAUCGUGAAAAUUGUUCCUGUGUGUCUGCUAAACAUUGAUUAUAGCUCAGCCGUAUUUUCAGCAUCCUCCAACCUACUCAAAGUAAACUGACUAUGCACAGGACUGUUUAGAGAAGGAAGAAAUCUGCUGUCCCUUCAUGCCUGAAGCCUUAGCCUCAUGUUACAGUAGCACUGUGGAAUGGGGGGACAUUACUCAGCAUAUUAAAUCACUGAUUUAGUGGUAGCACAAUACACCCCUCCAAAACAAACAAACCAACCAACCCUCUGCAUUGUCAUGGUCGUAGCAGCCUUGCAGAGCACGGCUUUGCAGCCUAUUGGAGACCCUGUGCCUGGUGUACAGAUUGCCUGCAUCUUGUCUCUGCAAAACUACACUUUUUCUGUUGCUUUUACAUUUGUGUAGUUUCUGUCAUGAAUGGGCUAUUUGAUUUAGAUCAAAACUGAACUGCCUUCAGUUGCCUCAGCUGUGAUGUCAAACAUACCCAGAUUCAAGGAAAAGAGGUGGGCAAUAGACUGAUCUUUAAUCCUCUAAAAUAAAGCAAGGGAGCAGACUGCAUGUAAAUAGUUAAACCAGGCCGACUGGGCCAUCUGUAGCCAAAGGGAAUGGAAAACAAAAUGACACAUCCCACACUAGGUUUGCAGAACUCCGUUUGAAGGGAAUCACUGCACUAUUUAAAGCAUGACUUGUCCGCAAGCGAGAACAAUAUUAAAGUGAUCAUUCACUCAGGAAUGUACUGGGUUACCUUACACUUUUAGCUGAGCUUCUCAAAGCCACAUAGGAGAUUUGGCUACUCAAUUCCCAUUGAAAAGUUCAGCUUUUGUGUCAUUUUUGUAGUACUGUAUGUAAAUAUCACUCGUGGCUUUGUGUUGGAGUUUUGUGUACAGUAAUAGCAAAGUAAUCAUAAAAUAUUAAUAAGGAAUCUUGCAAUCUUAAUUUUUUUUAAUUGGGGAAUUGUGUAUACAGCCAUUAGUCUGGGAAAUUCAUGGAAUUCUUGAAAAGUCUGGCCAGUGUUACUGUUCCACUAAGAAAUGCAAGCUACCUAGUAUACUGCAUGGGUUCGAUAUUUUAUAGUCAAAUAUCCUUGUUCAUAUCUUCUGGUGAUAACGUUUAUAAUGUAUAUGUCAUGUGAGCUAAAGGAAAGUUGUUAUAAAGUAAAAACAUUAAACAAAGUUGUUAAUUCAAAUUAAAUUUUAAGAAUUUAAAUAA